Thamnophis sirtalis is the source of this 5693-nucleotide messenger RNA. RefSeq names its product SERPINE1 mRNA binding protein 1 (gene SERBP1). Gene Ontology annotation, cellular component: nucleus; cytoplasm. The record is from RefSeq and is a predicted model, not a curated record. Gene Ontology annotation, molecular function: mRNA 3'-UTR binding. NCBI's taxonomy places the organism in Eukaryota, Metazoa, Chordata, Lepidosauria, Squamata, Natricidae.
GGGCCGGCCAUCUUGUGUGGGCAGCAGAGAAGCACGUAGGGGGUGGGCCGGGGCCUGGGCAGCAUCGGAGGAGGAUCCCACCCAAAGGGGUCCAUCAUGCCCGGACACCUGCAGGAAGGCUUCGGUUGCGUCGUCACCAACCGCUUUGACCAGCUCUUGGACGACGAAUCCGACCCCUUCGAGGUGAUCCAGGCGGCCGAGAGCCGCAAGAAAGAGAGCACUGGUGGGGGCGGCGGCGGCCACCAAGGCAGCCGCGGCGGCGGAGGCGGGCAGGCGGCCCAAACCAAUUCAUCCUCGGGUGGCGGUUCGAGCCAGGUCGGUUCCGGCGGAGGGAGCGGCAGCGCGGCCAAGCAGCUGCGCAGGGAAUCUCAGAAGGAGCGCAAGAACCCGUUGCCGCCCUUCGCCUCCUCGACUGGGCCUGGAGGCGCCGGGGACCGGAGAGAGGAUGGAGGCGGGCAGCCUGGCUCCGCGCCUCUCAGGAAGGAAGGGAUAAGACGAAUUGGCAGAAGGCCUGAUCAGCAACAGCCUCAGGGAGAGGGCAAGCCUAUUGAGAGGAGGCAGGAGAGACGGCCUCCUCGUGAACGACGAUUUGACAAACCUGCUGAAGAAAAGGGUGAAGGAGGAGAAUUUUCUGUUGAUAAACCUAUUAUUGAUCGUCCUAUGCGUGGCCGUGGUGGUCUUGGAAGAGGUGGUCGUGGUGGAAGAGGACGUGGAAUGGGCAGAGGAGAUGGCUUUGACUCUAGAGGCAAACGUGAAUUUGAUAGGCAUAGUGGAAGCGACAGAUCUUCUCUUUCACAUUCACAUUUCAGUGGUCUAAAACACGAAGACAAGCGUGGCGGGAGUGGAUCACACAACUGGGGAACUGUCAAAGAUGAAAUGACUGACUUGGAUCAAUCACAUGCAACAGAGGAAACACCAGAAGGAGAGGAACAUCCCCCUGCUGACUCGGAAAACAAGGAAAAUGAAGUAGAAGAAGUUAAGGAAGAAGGCCCUAAAGAAAUGACUCUUGAUGAAUGGAAAGCUAUUCAGAAUAAGGAUCGCGCAAAAGUCGAAUUCAACAUCCGUAAACCAAAUGAAGGUGCUGAUGGACAAUGGAAAAAAGGCUUUGUUCUGCACAAGUCAAAGAGUGAGGAGACAAAGGGGAUGUCAGAAAUGCAGGGGAGUCAGCUGGAACCCAAUGAGGCUCAUGCUGAGGACUCUGUAAUGGAUCACCAUUUCCGCAAGCCAGCAAAUGAUAUCACGUCCCAACUGGAGAUCAAUUUUGGGGAUCUUGGUCGUCCUGGGCGUGGUGGUAGAGGUGGAAGAGGCGGUCGUGGGCGUGGGGGAAGGGCUAACCGUGGAAGCAGAACUGACAAGUUGGUUAAAGAGUUUGAUGUGAUCCACACACCCAACCAGUCAAGUGCUUCUGCUCCUGAUGUUGAUGAUCCAGAAGCUUUCCCGGCUUUAUCCUAAAUUGGAUGCCCUAAGCCAACCCUGCCUCUUGUUGGGCCCUUCUCUACAAGGCUUGCAUGCUUAAGGAUCCUAAAAACAACUUAAGAUAUUAAAACGGGGACUCUCAUUCAUGCCAUUCACACCUGAAGACUGAAUUUUACCUGUUUUGAAAUGAACUUCUCUUGCUACACAGAAGCAACAAUAUGGUAGUCAGUUUUGUAUUUAGAAAUGUAAUGGUAGCAGGGAUGUUUUCAUAAUUUUUUUCAGAAAUUAUGCAUUCUUCAUGGAUACUUUUUUGUAUUGCUGCUUGAAAAUAUGCGUUUCCAAACUUGAAAUAUAGGUGUGAACAGUGUGUACCAGUUAAAGCUUUCACUUCAUUUAUUUUAUUUUUAAAAAAUUAGGGUUAGAUGUGCUUUCCCUAAACUACAAACAAUUUUAACUCUUGCACACUAUUUCUUUUAAUACUGCUUAGCAGAUGGUUUUCAGUCCACGGUCAGCUGGGAUAUGUAUAAAAAUAAUAUGGAAAAUUGUUAGUACUGUGUGGAAUACUAACUUCUGGAGUAUUUGAGUUUUUAAUACUUAAGUCAAACUCGGAAAGUCCAUUUUCUUCUAUCUUUGGUAGUUUGUGUAUUCAAAAUCUUUAUACAAAAUUGAUAUCAGAUACUUGAAAAAUAGUCAAAGCACAUUGGUUUAUAUUCUCAAUACCUGCUUGUGAAUCCAGCAGCUCUGGUUGGAUAAUUGGCCUAAGCCAUUUUUUUAAAAAACAAUCCAUGUUGCACCUCUCAUUCACCCUUUUUCUUCAAGAAAACUAGUUGUCUGUUUGGUAAACUUUGUUUAAACUUGUUAAUAUUGUUGCUACCAAAAAUAUUCUGUAGAGUGGAGCAACUUUUUUUCAAGACAUGGAAGGUUGGGAACACAGUGGUAUCUUAUUUCUUAAUAUAGUUGGUUUAAACUACAGUUGAUACUGUGUGGCAGUGCUGUAAAUCUACAUUAAAAUGCACCCCCUUGGGCGCAUUUAAACACUGUUCCACUAGCAUGCAACCCUGAUUCUGAAGAAGAAACCAAAGGGCACUGUAUACUUCUUGGGAAAGGAUUAUUUGACUUGUUUAAAUUGGAAAACCAAGACCAUGAAAGUGGGACAGCAGUGGUCUGCGUGGGACAUAAGCCAAACUUUACCACCCGAUUGAAAUGUGGAUCUUGCUCUAUUGCUUCAGCUUUUGGCCUUGCCUAGCUGAGAAGUGAAUGUUUUAUUUUUGGUGUGAGGAGUGAUUGUAAGCUCUCCUUUCCACUGUAGAAUUUUCUUAAUAUUUUAAUUUAACCCUUGUGAAAGAGUGUGUUACCACUUUCAAAAUAUGAAAGGACUUGAGCAAAUAAUAAAAAAGGACUACUUUGCCUUUCUGUCUACAACACUUGUUAGGAGAUUAGAACUGAAAUAUCCAUUUAUUUCAAGGUUUUGCUGAGUAUCUAGUACAAUUGGUGGGUUUCUUAAGGAAAUGGAAACAUUACCCCAUUUAAAAAAAAUAUGGAAGGGAGGGCAAAAAGUAUUGAACUAAAGCGUAAACAGUAUUGAGGUAAUGCAUUAUCUGAAUGAUUUUUGUGAACAUUUUAUUUAUGUAUGCAAGGGUUACAUUACAUUGAAUCGGAUUCUUGAUGCGUUUAAAUUUCAACUGUGAUCAGGAAGUAUGGAUGGAGAAGCAGAUUUUUAAAUGAAUCCAGUAUUUGCCUUCAAUGAAGAUUUUUAAGCACAUAUACCCUUCACCCUUCUUCCUACCCCAAUUUAUUGGUUCUUAGUUUCCCGAUUAUAAUUUUGGAGGUAGUCACAUUCCUUAAGAGGUUACAUAUGUUACUAGGUCCCUUGGUUGUUUCCCAUCUAAAUGCAUCUCAUAGCACAGAUUAUUUUGGAAGAUACUGCGUGUUGUCUAUCCUUAAAAAAACUAUUCCCAUUUCCUGCACACAUGCUAAUGUCCAAAUAACAUACUUAUUAAAUAGUAUGUUACUGUUCGUGAAUACUCCCUAUCUAACUCUUUUUUUGACUUCCAGGCUUUAAUUCUGGACAGCCAUAUAUCCCAUGCAAUGCCAGUUUGGUACUUGACGUGACAUCUUCAUCUUCUAGUAUACUUGUAAUAUAGAGCAAAUUUAGAAAUGCUGUUUAAAGAUGGCAAAUUUGCUGGCUUUUAAUAGCUGUGUACUUAAUUUGUGUUGAGCUGUGAAAAUGCUUUCAUUAAUAUUGGUACAUAUUAGCAAAGUAAAGGUUUAUUUUCAUGCUCUUUUACAAAAAUGCUAUUAAAUUGGCAUUGUAAAUGUUUUCAGUGCCAGGCAUCUUGCCUAAUUUCUAGCUGAAACCAUCUACAUGUCUUUUCCAUGGAAUGGUCCCCUUGUGGUGGAUCCAUUAGCAGUUUUGAGCAUAGCUUUAGCAAAUAACUACUCGCAUACUUAAUAUUAGCUAUUAAAUGGAUUGGGGUUUGUAUCUCUUAUUCUCUUGCUUGUUUGUGUUGCUAUUGCACCUUUUUUUAGAACGAGCCUCCUUUAAAAUGUGAUACUAAUUAUGAUUGAUUUAUUAAAUAUUUGAGCAUGAAAGUUCAUCUUGUACCAGACUACCGGCAGAAAAGUUAAAAUGAGUAAAAUGAGAGAGCACAAGCCCUUGUAAAGUAACCCUAAACAUUAAAAAACUAUGUCUAUGGUGAAUAUACAUUUUGUUGGACAGAUACUGCAUCUGAUUGGAUGAUUACAUUUUGCCCUGAAAUUUACAUGCCAUCCUGUUGACUUAAUAAAAAGCAGGACAGGCUUUUGGCUGUCUUGAGUGCUCAAAAUUUAGAUACAUAUCCACUUUUGAUGAAUAAUACUAGUUAAAUUGCUAACUGCGAAAUUACUGGUAAGAAAAUUAGGGACUGAUAGUGAACUUCCCACCCCUGACAACUUGAUUUGAAAUGUAAUGCUUUUAUUUUUGAAGGUGAGAUAUAUGGUGAUCUUAUAUUUUAACAAAUGUGAGCUAAAAGUCUUCAUCCACAUCUGACAUAAAGGUAGAUUAGUUGCUUAAAAAACAAUUGCUUUACCCUUCUCUGCAAUUUCAGAGGAGGUUUAAAGAGUUAUGAAUAGCAAUGGGGAGCAUCAGAGGAAAUAUCUGAAGAUGGGGAGAUUGGCUGUGCUUCAGAUGCAUUGAAUAUAUGAGAGUGCUGAUAUUAAGUUACUUCAUAACUUAAUAUUUGAAGUGCUUGCCUCAAUUUUGCAAUUUAAUAUUUUGUUUAUUUGAAGGUUAAAUGCUCUGAAUGACAAAUGAGAAGAGUUUUUUCAAAAUAUAUUUUAGCUCUUUUCUGUACGUAACAUGAAAAAAAUUAAAUAGGUGGGCAGAGUGCAAGUAAACUACUUUUUAAAAAAUUGCUUUGGAAGUGGAGGAAAAAAAUUGAAUCGUAAGGUCCCAUUGGGUUGGUGGUGGGGAAAUAGGAUAGAAUGAGUCACGAAUUAAAUUAUUCAGAACAUAUCCCCUGUAAUAGGUUAACAAUGUUUGCAAAUAUUUACAAGGGUCAUUAUCCCUGUAUUUUAGAAAUUAUUUCUGGACAUUCUGUGGCCUUAAUCUUGAAAAGCAAAUACUAGUGCAUGUUUUCUUGUCAGUUAAACAGUGCUGUAUAUUACAAUUGAUUGUAUGAAGUGCACUUAGUCUUAUAUACAGAUCUGUCCUUCGAUAAUGUCGUAUUUGUUAUCUUCCAUAUUUGAGAGAAUGGAACAGCCUGCAUUUUAUGAAAUUUGUAAUCUGAUCCUAUACAUACUCCCAUUUUAAUGAGAUUUUAACUGAUGCUUAAAAGUGCAGCUGUUUUGAAUGGGUAGGUUUGUUACAUAGGUUUCAAUCCCACAUAGAAUAAGUCCCAAUAAACGAAGAAUGCUUUGUCUGUUUCUAAUAGAUGUAGCAAAACUAUAAUGGGCUCUGUUCUGUUCAUGCAGAAGGUUAUUUCAGAUUACUGCUCAAUUUCAAGUUGGUUUAAAAUACCACUCUGCCUCCAACUGAUAGAAUUAAUUUUAAUGAAGUUAUUUUGCUUUUUUUAAUUUUAUUUUUAUUAUUUUUGUUUCUGGUACAUUUGUAGAAUUGGAUGUUAUGGAUCAAUAGUAGUUUAAUCACAGAUUUAUUCCUGUGAAUGCCUCAUAAAAUGCAAAAGAUGGUUUCAUCCAGCUUGCCCUGGAUUCACAAGUUCACAAAGUUUUUCCCCUAAAAACCACAAUUUUGAUCAUCCAAGAAAAAUGGCUAAUACUUUCAACAUUUAUAUAAAUGA